UAUGUAUUGGUAUCCAAUAUUUUUAGCACACUUCGUAAUACAAUUUACUGCUGCUUUAUGUCGGCACUUCACUUGGCAUUCCAUUUUCUAAACUUGACAAUAGUCUAGCCUUAUCUUAUUUUAUAAGAAAUGAAAAGGAUAGAUAGAUGUCAAAUUUACAAAUAAGUAACCAAGUGAAGUGCUGGCAUUAGAAAAUCAACAAUAACAACAAAACGUCGACAACGACUACUUUUUGAAUCAAAAAUAUAAACACAUUUUUGGAUUGCGGUGUUUAGUUCAAACUUUACUGAAUUAUAUAAUAAGCAAUAUGGAUAAUUCAUUUUUUGAAUAUCGCGAUGCAACAGCAGUUGAUGAAGAUGAAGAUUCUAAUUCGGAAAUUAUCGACGAUAGUUUAGUUGAAGAUUCUUUCGUGCUUCAGAAGAAGACAGUUGUUAAAAAUCACACUGUUUUUGUUGCAGAAUCUGAUAAUUCUGGAGAAGAUGAAACGGACGAUGAUCAAACUGGAACUGACUCAAGAAACACUACUAAAAAUGUGGUUAAGAAGAGCAAUGCUGCUGCAGCACAUUUAAUUUUAAGUAGUGAUGAUGAUUCUAGUAAAAGGGGGAGCAUCAGAAGACAGUCUGAAACAUCUGACAAAAAAUUUGUAUUAAGUUCUUCUGAAGAUGAUGAUGAUGAAGGUGAAUGGUCUCCGGAAAUUGUACCAAGGAAGCGUCCACCUAAAUUUAAACCAACAGACGCAAUUCCGAAAUCAGUCAGUCAGCUGCGAUCAAAGAAACGCAUGAUUAUAGACUCUGAUACAGAUAAUUCAAUUCUCUUAGAGCAUGAUAAGAAUCGUAAAGUUACCUGUUUGAAAGAUACUCCAUUAAAAAUAGAUGGUGGUAAAAGGGUAAAUCAAUUAAGUGAUGGCGAUGAUAGUAAUAGUGAUGAAAGUGAUAAGGAGAGUGAAGAAGGUGAUGACUUAAGUGAAAGUGGGGAAGUUGCCACAACUGAGGAGGAUGCUAAAAGUGAUAGAGGAUCUAUAAGUAAUAAGCAUUCCAAAUCUGACGAAGACAAUGACGUUCUUAAUGAGGAUGAAGACGAUGGUCCCAAUGAGGAUGAAGACGAUGAUCCCAAUGAGGAUGAAGACGAUGGUCCCGAUGAGGAUCAAAUGGUGAUGUCGCGGGCGACACGGAUGAGUAUUAUGGGUGUGAUACCCAAGGACAAUGACAGUGACGAGUCAGACUUUAUACAGUCGGAUGAAAGUAAACCAAAUUCACAUGCUGGUUCAACAUGUAGCCUCAAUGAUUUGCCUGAUGUUUCCGUUGCUAUUAAUAAAACUGUUUCUAAACCUGAUACAUCAGAGCAAGACAUAUCUGGGAUCACAUGCUCACCAUUCUCUAGUCCUCUGAAGGACAUCACUAACGAACUAAAUAGUUCCAAAACUCAAAAACAGUCAAAGUCCAAGGAUAGGCAACAUAUACCUGUUAUAGAUUUAAGUAUUAAUCUAAAUAACUCAAGGUCUCUUAUAACCAAUAAGGUACAUGACAAAAAAUCUAUUAUCAUUAAUGAUGACAAUGACGAUGAUGUUACUAUUAUAGAUAGUAAACCAGAAAUUAUAGAUUUAAGUAGCGGUGAUGAAGAUGAGGUGAAAGUAACCAAAAAGUCGCCUAGUGUGAAGAAAUCUCCGAAACAUUCCUCAAAAGUCAAGAAUGAGAUUGACGAUGACAUUUCCGAAGUGCCUUUAAGUAAGGAUGGCACCAUCCGUCAAUACUUGGCGCCGCCCAGCUACCCCAACCAAGUGGUCUAUGUCAAGAAGAAUGUCAGGGAGACCGAGUUGAGGAAACUCAAUGGGCUGCAGGAGGAUUUGCUCAACAUCCGGAAUUUGCUAGAAAACAUGGACGUGAGCACUUUACCGGACGGCGGGGUACGCCUGAUAGAAAGGCUUACAACACUGGAGGCAGAAGUACGACGCCAGGGGGACAAGGUCGCCAACAUGGUGGUGCAACCAGAUCAACCAACUGCAGAGGAUAUCGCAGCCAAAGGCAUGUCAUGGGACGACAUCCAGAAAGCCAGCAAUUCAGUGCAGCCUCGAAUGUUCGGCAAGCAAGCUAUGGCGACGCAUAUGGCGGAACGGAACAUGAUAUUGGAGCGGUUACGCGAUCUCCACGAGUCGUUAGCGUCUCGGCCUCCGGAGAGCCAGCUGGCGACUGCACCUAUCGCGUUGACCAGCGAGUUGAUGCCGCACCAGAAGCACGCGCUCGCCUGGCUGCGGUGGAGGGAGACGCAGCGACCAUGCGGCGGGAUAUUAGCUGACGACAUGGGUCUAGGCAAAACGAUCACCAUGAUAGCCCUGCUGAUGACGGACAAGGAGGAUCGGAUCGACCAUGAUGAUGAUGAUGAUGAUGACGACGAUGAAGACAGAAACGUGAAGAGCAGCGCUAAAACGGUCCGCGGCGGAACGCUGGUAGUUUGCCCCGCAUCGCUGAUGCAGCAGUGGUCGGCAGAAGUGACCAAGCACUGUAAGCCCCACAGUGCCCUGGUUUGCUUGCACCACGGUGCGGCCAGAGCUCAGCAGCCUCACCGAUUAGCCGCCAACGAUUUGGUCGUCACCACCUAUAAUAUUCUGCAGCGAGACCACGAUCAGAACGGCGUUUUGAUGCGCGUGCGCUGGCGUCGCGUGAUACUGGAUGAAGCGCACAUCGUCCGCAACCAUAAGUCCGCCACCUCACUGGGCGUGGCCGCACUGAAGGCCAAACGACGAUGGUGCCUCACUGGCACGCCAGUGCAGAACAAGGAUCUGGAUCUGUUCGCAUUGGUUAAAUUUCUUCGAGUCACACCCUUCACAGAAUUACAGAUGUGGAAGAAAUGGAUCGACAACAAGAGUCAGGGAGGGCAGGAGCGUUUAAGCACUAUAAUGCGCUGCAUCCUGCUGCGUAGAACCAAAGUGCAGCUGCAGCAGCGAGGACAGCUGGCCUGUCUACCCUCUAGAACUGCCCACCAGAAGCCUAUAUCCCUAGCCUCGCCUGAAAUGAACGUAUACCAGAAGGUGUUAGUGUUUUCGAAAACGCUGUUCGCUCAGUUUCUACACCAACGCGCAGAGAUGCAUGCGGACGCGGAAGGCUUUGUGCCACCAGAAAAGGAUACGGCAUAUGCCAAAAUGCACAAGAAAAUGAUCGCAUUGCAAGGUGUGAAGCCAGUGAAGUCCCAUGAGAUCCUUGUACUAUUACUUCGUCUCCGUCAAGUGUGCUGCCACUGCGGCCUCGUGGCUUCCAUGCUGGACCCUGAAGACUCCCGUGAAGUGACCGAAGACCCCGCUGGCCAGGAUCUACUAGCUGAGCUGAAUAAGCUGACGCUAGAAGAGUCCAGCAAUAGGAGGAAGAGUGACAAAAAAGAGGAAGAGGAGACCGAAGCCCCCGAGGAAGGCACCAGCGUGGCGGAGGCCAUCAGGUCUGUCCUGUCUCCAAACAACCCCGUGUUCGACCUCGCCAGACCCUCGUCCAAAAUAGCGGCGGUCAUGGAAUGCCUCAAAAACGAUGUUUUCGCCAAGGGCCACAAAGCAGUAGUAGUCUCUCAAUGGACGUCAGUACUGAAGCUGGUGGAGGAACAGUUGCGUAAGAUGCGCGUGCGAUUCGUAUCUCUCACUGGGAGUGUUCCGGUUACCGCAAGACCGCCGCUUAUCGCCGCGCUUAAUGAUAACAAAUCCGAUGUGCGGGUCAUGCUCCUAUCACUAUGCGCCGGCGGCGUAGGUUUGAACUUAUGCGGUGCCAAUCAUCUGCUACUGCUGGAUCCACAUUGGAAUCCGCAGCUGGAACAACAGGCGCAGGACCGCAUCUACCGCGUGGGUCAGAAGAAUCCCGUACACAUAUACAGGUUCAUGUGCGUGGACACGGUAGAGCAGAGUAUACGUAAGUUACAGGAUGCCAAGCUCGAGCUGGCGGACAACGUGCUCACUGGCGCGCGACACACCAGCGCCUCCAAACUAUCCAUAGAGGAUCUCAAGCUGCUCUUCAAUAUGGGACAAUGAUCGAACUUAUACAUAAAUAGUGAUGAUAGUGUUAUACAUAAAAAAAUGUUUUCCUACAACGUUGACUAAUCGAAUGUAUUCAACUGUACAUCUUAGUGUCGCCGCACUCGGGCCACCGACCACAACCACAAAACGCCGCCACCGGCAUAUUUCUUGUAGUUUUCAUACAUUUUAUAUGGACUCGCCACACACGGUACGCCGGUGGCCGCCACACGCUACAAAUCGUCGUUGCUCGCUUCUUGUGGCCCGCGCCGGCCACUUAAUGCGCCGAUACAAAACGCCGCCACACGUCACUCGCGCGAUUCCCCACCCUCUCCCUUACCUUGGUCGGCCGCUGUCGCGCGCUUCAGCCACUUUAGUAGCCGCUUCUAGCUUCUCGCGGCGGCGUUUGUGGCUGUGGCGUGUGGCCCGUGUGCGGCGACACUUAGUGUCCAAUUACAAGCGACAGUUUAUUUACACUAUGCUACACACUUUUCCAGGUGUGUGAAAUAAAGAUUAUUCAUUUGUUUCUGCAUAUUGUUU
Chilo suppressalis (striped riceborer) is the source of this 4525-nucleotide messenger RNA. The record is from the annotation of a GenBank genome assembly. Lineage: Eukaryota; Metazoa; Arthropoda; Insecta; Lepidoptera; Crambidae.